Messenger RNA from Triplophysa dalaica, 2060 nucleotides. It is a transcript of the gene decr1, whose product is annotated as 2,4-dienoyl CoA reductase 1, mitochondrial. Bases 70 to 1149 code for a protein of 359 amino acids. NCBI's taxonomy places the organism in Eukaryota, Metazoa, Chordata, Actinopteri, Cypriniformes, Nemacheilidae. The record is from RefSeq and is a predicted model, not a curated record. Gene Ontology annotation, cellular component: mitochondrion. Gene Ontology annotation, molecular function: 2,4-dienoyl-CoA reductase (NADPH) activity. Gene Ontology annotation, biological process: fatty acid beta-oxidation. The transcript is spliced from 9 exons.
GAUUCUGACUUCAAUACUUUGCAAGGUUGUUUUUUCUUUGAACUCUUUAAAAAGACUUCUUUUGACAACAUGGUGCUUUUUAGAGGGCUAAAUAGAUUUUUAACCCCGACUAAGUUUGUCACUCCAGCACGGUUAUUUGGAAAUGGGACAAACAAUUUAUACCAGAGCAGUUCCUCUCCAGCUGGAUUCUUUCCAGCGUCUGAAGGUGUUAUGCUUCCUCCAGGGACCUUUCAAAACAAGGUGGCCUUCAUCACAGGAGGGGGCACUGGACUCGGGAGAGGCAUGACCGCCAAUCUAUCUGCUCUGGGGGCACAAUGUGUGAUAGCCAGCAGAAAACUUGACGUUUUGAAGAAAACCGCUGAUGAAAUUUCACAGCAGACAGGAAACAAGGUUCAUGCCAUCCAGUGUGACGUGAGAGAUCCAGCUUCAGUGGAGGCUGCUGUUAACCAGCUUGUCAAUGAUGUCGGUCUACCUGAUGUGGUGAUAAACAAUGCUGCUGGAAACUUCAUCAGCCCCUCAGAGAAGCUUUCACCUAAUGCCUGGAAAACCAUUACUGACAUUGUCCUGAACGGCACGGCCUACAUCACACUGGAGGUUGGAAAACGUCUCAUUAAAGCUGAGAAGGGUGCUGCCUUUUUGGCCAUCACCACAAUCUACGCUGAGAGCGGCUCUGGGUUUGUCGUACCAAGCGCUGCGGCUAAAUCUGGAGUCGAAACGCUGUGCAAGUCUCUUGCAGCAGAGUGGGGCAGAUACGGUAUGAGAUUCAAUGUCAUUCAGCCCGGACCAAUCAAAACCAAGGGUGCUUUUAGCAGACUGGAUCCCACGGGCAUGUUCGAGAAGGCUAUGAUGGAUAGGAUACCCACGGGUCGUUUGGGCGCUCCAGGAGAGAUCGCCAACCUCGCCGCCUACCUCUGCAGCGAUUAUGCCAGCUGGGUGUCAGGCGCGGUCAUCAGAAUGGAUGGAGGUGAAUACGUCUCCAUGGCUGGAGAGUUCAAUGAACUGAAGAAGGUGAUUUUACCUCAGUCUAACACAUGUGUAGAACAGGGAGUAAUGAUUACUUCAUCUGUUGACCUUGAUUUUACUUGGCAGGUCACAAAAGAGCAGUGGGCCAUGAUGGAGUCAAUGAUCAGAAGCACAAAAGGAUCUUAGACCUGCUAAGACAGAAUUCCCAUUGUGAAAGUGCAGUAACAGUUCUAAUGUCUUCUGUUCUUAUUGAGUAUACCUCAAAAUGUAUAAUGUCUCAAUAUUGUUGAACCAGAAAGUCUAUCAAUAGAUAGACAGUCCUGCCUUAAAAUGCUGUUGUAAAGUCUACUUUACGCUGUCCCAUCCAAUGGUAACAAACUUGGGUGCAUGUGAACUUGUCUUUACAAUCUUGACUGUCGUUAUUUUAAUGCAUCCUCUAAAGUCGCAAUUGAUGAGCAUUACAUUUCAACAGCUUUCUGACUAAUUCAAAUGUGCUGUAUUUUUCAUUAUGCUUGUUAUAUUUGUCAAAUAUACAGUAGAACAAUCCAACAAAUUUUGCAUUGAUCUUUCUUCAUAGAACUAUAUAAUGCCAUUCAUCGAAAAACGCCGUAAAUGAUAGCAAACACGUUUUUUUUAUUUGAUUGUUUAAAGCUUUGAACGUCAUUUUGUACCUGUUUUCAUUUAAAUUUCACAUGAAGAUACUCUAGUCUAGAGUGUUUUCUUUUUGUCAUCGUUGGGUCCUAGAUUAAAGUGCCAUUGACCAGAAACAUUUCAAAAACACAUUACUGCUUAUCAAUACUGCUUAUUAUAUCACCAUUUAUUAGCUAGUGCAAGAUUGUGACAAACCUUUUGAUUGUUGGGGAAACAGGACAGAUUGUGGCCCUUAAAUGUCUUUAUAAAAUGCUUUAAUUCAGUUCUGUCUGUCCAAAAGUUAUGGUGCCUUUCUUGAUAUGUCAACUUUAUGACUGGGAUGCUGUUGCUGGGGUUUAACCUGCAUAAUUCUUUGAUAUUAUGUAAUGAAUAUAUAAAGAUUGUGUAGUAUAGAUAAGCACAUAGAAAUCCUACAUUUCGAUUAAUUAAAUAAGUGGUAUUCAGAA